Molecule: messenger RNA, 2531 nt
Organism: Ziziphus jujuba (common jujube)
Lineage: Eukaryota; Viridiplantae; Streptophyta; Magnoliopsida; Rosales; Rhamnaceae
Product: CBS domain-containing protein CBSCBSPB3
Exons: 14
Coding region: 379-2001 (540 amino acids)
Molecular function (GO): protein binding
Source: RefSeq, a predicted model, not a curated record
UUGGGAAAAUUUUAGAGAGAGAGAGAGAGAGAGAGAGAGAGAGAGAGAGAGAGAGAGAGAGAGAGAGAGAGAGAACCAAAUUCCAAAUUCCAUUUUUUGCAUAACCAGAGAAAAAGAAAGAAAAAAAGCCAGGAGAAAGAGAGAGAAAGAGGAAGCCUUUUCUUUGGGGCCCCAAAACCCUAGGCAAGGCUUACACUUUUUCUCUCUUCCUUUCCGUCGUUUUCUUGUCUCAAAAAGAAUUGAAUUCGAAUUUGAAGAUUUUUGGUGGCGAAAAAUAUACAAGGAGGAGGCUGAGCGGAGCUGAAUCGAAGAAGAAGAUCGAAAAAUUUGAGAAGGUUGUUUGGAAGAUUGGAUAAAAAAGAAGAAGAAGAAGAAGAAAUGAGCAGUCAGGUUGUUCCAAAGAGGAACAGCGUCAGUCACAAACGUGGUCCUUCCACCGUCAAGAAAUCUGCACCGGCCGAGAAUGGCACCGGAAAUGGCACCUCUAGCAAACCCUCCUCUCCUCCUCACAAUCCGUCUGGAGGUGGGGAAAGGACGGUGAAGAAGCUGAGGUUGUCGAAAGCUCUCACAAUUCCUGAGGGGACGACGGUAUCCGAUGCCUGUCGCCGGAUGGCAGCUCGGCGGGUCGAUGCAGUUCUGUUAACCGAUGCUAAUGCUUUGCUUUCGGGUAUUGUCACUGACAAGGAUAUUGCGUCUAGAGUUAUAGCAGAGGGUUUAAGACCGGAGCAGACGAUAGUAUCAAAGGUUAUGACACGGAAUCCUAUAUUUGUAACUUCUGAUUCCUUGGCAAUUGAAGCUCUUCAAAAAAUGGCCCAAGGUAAAUUUAGGCACCUCCCUGUUGUAGAAAAUGGUGAAGUUAUCGCCUUGUUGGAUAUAACAAAGUGCCUCUAUGAUGCUAUAUCAAGGAUGGAGAAGGCGGCUGAGCAAGGGAGUGCAAUUGCUGCUGCAGUUGAAGGAGUUGAACGCCAAUGGGGGAACAACUUUUCAGCUCCAUAUGCAUUUAUAGAAACUUUGAGGGAGCGAAUGUUCAGGCCUUCCUUAUCAAGCAUCGUUGUUGAAAAUACUAAGGUUGCAACUGUAUUGCCAUCAGAUCCUGUCAAUGUUGCAGCAAGAAAGAUGCGGGAGUUUCGAGUUAAUUCAGUUCUCAUUACAACAGGAAACAAGAUUCAGGGGAUACUUACUUCAAAGGAUAUUCUUAUGCGAGUUGUUGCACAAAAUCUCUCUCCAGAGUUGACUCUGGUGGAAAAGGUAAUGACGCCAAAUCCUGAAUGUUGCACUCUAGAGACGACAAUUCUUGAUGCACUUCAUAUUAUGCAUGAUGGGAAAUUUCUACAUCUUCCUGUUUUAGAUAAAGAUGGAAAUGUUGCUGCUUGUCUGGAUGUUCUGCAAAUAACUCAUGCCGCAAUUUCUAUGGUGGAAAGUAGCUCAGGAGUUAAUGAGGUGGCAAACACUAUGAUGCAGAAGUUUUGGGAUUCAGCACUGGCUUUGGAACCACCUGAUGAUUGUGACUCCCACAGCCAGAGUGAUAUGUCUGCAUUAAUGACUAAUGAUGGGACUGACAUUGUGAAGUCCAACUAUCCUUCUCUUGGUCUUGGAAAUUCAUUCGCCUUCAAAUUUGAGGAUCUCAAAGGUCGCAUGCAUAGACUAAAUUUUGGUACAGAAACCUUAGAGGAGUUGCUAUCUGCUGUCUUACAAAGAAUUGGUGCCAGUGGUGACUCAGAUCGUCCUCAGCUAUUAUAUGAAGAUGAUGAAGGUGAUAAAGUUCUACUUGCAAAUGAUGGCGAUCUUCUUGGUGCUGUCAACCAUGCUCGAUCAGUAGGGCGGAAGGUUUUGAGGUUACAUCUGGACUUCUCUGAUUACAGCCAACAAACAUUAACAGAGCCAGGUACAACAACUGCCCAGAGAACUGGUUGGACAUCAUUUCACUCCAGUAUUUUGGUUGGUGGCGUAGUUUUGACAGCCAUUGGUGUGUCGGUCUACUUAAAACGCGUUAAGCUGUGAGAUUUGCAUUAAAUUAUUAAAAAGAGAAGAAGGGGGGAAGGUACUAAGAUCAGAAAGGUGAUCUUCAAGGGCUUUAUCAGCACUUGGAUUUUUUUUUUUGGCAGUCUUAGGGAAACCCUAGUUCUUCGGUUCACACAUUGAUGGGAGCUGAUAAACUACUAAACGGUAAAUAACACAAAUGGGUAGAUGCAUACAAGUCACAGGAUGAUGCGUUUUGUGAUUGGAGGAGAGUUUCUCAUGGUAUUGUGGACAGGAGGGGUAAGAGUGUUUGGCAAAAGAGGGGGGGAAAAAAUGAAGGCAGAGCUGUUACAUAUCUAGGAAUAGGCAUGGUGCUACCACAUUGCAUAUUGUCUUGAUAUCUUCCAACCACAGUUUCUUCUAUUUUCGAUGUCGAAUUUUGUGAUGUCUAUUGUACAUCCCCUGUAUUUUUAACCUGGCUUUGGAUUAAUUCUAUUCUACUUUACUGUAUAAAGGUGAUUUAAACACCAGCAAGACGAAGAAAAUGAAAAAUCAUGAGAGGUUCUGAUUCA